AUUGUGAAAGUUACUACGUUUUCAUGGCACGAGCUGCUAUCGGUAAGAUGCCGUGGGAUAAAUACAUUCUGCGUUCAGUGCAAGAGGCACCGCCUGUUCAUCUUCCGCUCUUUCUAUACGGCACAGCGUGGAAGAAAGACCGGACAGCCGACUUGGUGUACCAGGCACUGAAUGCAGGAUUCAGAGCGGUUGAUACGGCUGGUCAGCCAAAGCAUUACCAGGAGGAUUUGGUAGGAGAAGGUAUUCGCAGAGCGAUUCAUGAUGGAAUACUUCGACGGGAAGAUUUAUACAUUCAGACAAAAUUUACGUCCGUUCAAGGGCAGGACCCCAAUAAAAUGCCCUAUGAUCCCAGAACUUCGGUGGCAGAUCAGGUUCAUGCCUCGGUCAAGUCAUCUCUCCACAAUCUUCGCGCGUCAGAUGCCUCGUCGGGUGCUGAAGAUGCUUACAUUGAUACGUUUCUUCUCCACUCGCCUCUGUCCACAAUGGCUGAAACUAUGGAAGCUUGGCUCACGCUCGAAUCAUACGUGCCUCAUCACAUCCGCAACCUGGGUAUAUCAAACUGUACCUUACCAAUCCUGAAGGAACUUUAUGCCCGUGCGACGGUUAAACCGGCUGUGGUCCAGAAUCGCUUCUAUCCUGAUACGCGAUUCGACGUCCCAGUGCGCGCCUUCUGUCGGGCCCACGACAUCAUUUACCAAAGCUUUUGGACUCUGACGGCCAAUCCGGAACUAGUUCGAUCAGAUGCGGUUCAAUCAUUGGCGACUCAGGCCGAGAUCAGUCCUGCAGCAGCAUUAUACUGUCUUGUCCUGGGCCUGGGUAACACAACUGUCCUGAACGGUACGACCAACAGGGCUCGGAUGGAUGCGGAUUUGGCAGCUGUCAGGAAGGUCGAGCAAUUUAGCAAGGACAGUCCCGAUUCAUGGCAGAUGGCACUGGACCAUUUCAAGAGAGUCAUAGGCGACGAUGUGACACUGUAAAGAAGUUGUUCAUUUAUCCCACUGUAUUGAUCUGACAUUCCAUAUUAUGUAUCGGAGUUUGUUCGUCCCUUGCAGGAGGAGUCGCAAAUACGCAGAGGGCACAUGGAAAUCAAUGGAAAUCAAUUGAAGCUUCUAGAUCUGAAGAUCGAAACACAAAGGGAACGCGAGAUAGAGAAGUAUGGGAAAAGCUUCAGAAAAGUUGACCGCAAAUCUUGGAUCAAAGAUAUGCCUUAGGCCAGAAACAGUAAAGACGGCGACACGGUUCUUAUGAUAGCGCUAGAUGAUUGGUCGGCAAAUUAAUUGAAGUGGGCUGGCACUCUGGAUAGGCAAUAGGUGGGCAGUCCCAG
This is a messenger RNA of Aspergillus novofumigatus IBT 16806, 1324 nucleotides long. RefSeq names its product putative aldo-keto reductase (AKR). The record is from RefSeq and is a predicted model, not a curated record. Gene Ontology annotation, molecular function: aldose reductase (NADPH) activity. The transcript has 2 exons. Bases 24 to 977 code for a protein of 317 amino acids. NCBI's taxonomy places the organism in Eukaryota, Fungi, Ascomycota, Eurotiomycetes, Eurotiales, Aspergillaceae. Gene Ontology annotation, cellular component: cytosol.